AUGAUUGCCCCUUCAGAGCCCGUCCCAUCCUCCAACUCUGCUGCAGCCCUAACCCAAUUCUUUCCCGGUGCGGACUUCAAGGAUGCUUUCGAUGAGAAGGUGAUCUUGAUUGUGGGUGGUGCCAAUGGCAUUGGAGCUAGCCUUGUUGAGCUCUGUUGCCAAAGCGGCGCUCAUGUCUGCAUUGGCGAUAUCGAUAUCGCCCGAGGAGAGGCCCUAAGCAAGAAAUGUCGGGACAAGUGGCCUGUCUACUGGGACCCUGCCCUUCCACCCAAGCCUCCCCGAACCUCCUUCUACACCGCCGACAUCACCGAUUACCAGGCUGUUGUCUCCCUCUUUGACCGUGCAUUCAAGACCUACAAGCGUAUUGAUCAUGUGGUUGUCACAGCGGGCAGCAUGGAGGCGGGCAACAAUUGGUUUGACCAAAAGUUGAGUCUGGAGUCGGUGCAAGAGCCUCCUUCUAUGAAGGAUAUCGACGUCAACCUCAUCGGUUCUCUCUAUGUCACCCGUAUUGCGAGUGUCUACCUCCGCCAUAACCGUGGACCAGGAGUGGAUCGAUCCAUUCUGUUGUUCUCCUGCGCUGCUGGCUUCAAGGAGACACCUGGCGUGUCUAUCUAUCAGGCCUCCAAGCACGGUGUGCAAGGCCUCAUGCGCUCUCUUCGCCCCUAUUUCCCAUCGCCAUACAAACACAACCUCCGUAUCAAUACCAUCUGCCCCUGGAUGACGGAGACCCGCACUAUCCUUACAAAAACAGUGCACGACCGCUGGACAAAGGAAGGCUUGCCCGUGAGCACCCCUCAGGAGGUAGCUCUCGUUUCUGCUGGCGUGUUGGCCAACGACUCUCUGAAUGGGACAUCCAUGUACGUGGAAGGGGGUCGUGCGUGGGAGAUCGAAGCCAAUAUCGAUCGCUUAGAGCCGGAGUGGCUGGGAGAGGAACCGUCCAAAACGCUGGCGUUGGGGCAGAAGGUUCUGAAUGACGCAUGGGCUGCGUAG
Messenger RNA from Aspergillus bombycis, 990 nucleotides. Its product is annotated as putative 3-hydroxyacyl-CoA dehydrogenase. Lineage: Eukaryota; Fungi; Ascomycota; Eurotiomycetes; Eurotiales; Aspergillaceae. The coding region runs from base 1 to 990 and encodes 329 amino acids. The record is from RefSeq and is a predicted model, not a curated record. The transcript has 3 exons. Gene Ontology annotation, molecular function: oxidoreductase activity, acting on the CH-OH group of donors, NAD or NADP as acceptor. Gene Ontology annotation, cellular component: cytoplasm.